Lingula anatina is the source of this 3328-nucleotide messenger RNA. RefSeq names its product cleavage and polyadenylation specificity factor subunit 2. Gene Ontology annotation, cellular component: mRNA cleavage and polyadenylation specificity factor complex. Gene Ontology annotation, molecular function: RNA binding. Gene Ontology annotation, biological process: mRNA 3'-end processing by stem-loop binding and cleavage. The record is from RefSeq and is a predicted model, not a curated record. Lineage: Eukaryota; Metazoa; Brachiopoda; Lingulata; Lingulida; Lingulidae.
CAAGGCCUUGCAAUGAGGAAACGUUGUUCUUAAGCAAAUUCAAACCACCAGACCUAAGUAAAAAUUCAUUGCCAAGAUUUAUUGCCAAAAUAAAAAUAACUCACCUGUUUUUCGUGAGUAUACCAUUUGUAAAUUAUCACAGAGAGAAACCCAAGGAAUGCUCCAAUACAUGUUAUGAAAAAAACAUCCAUUACGCUUUGACAAAUGAACGAUCAUGCUCACUUAAAGAAUGAUAAUAUGUAGAUUCAUCGUCCUCACUGAAAUCUGCUAAAUAGGUCACGGUAACGGAAGUGUUCAAUAGGUUGCGCACGGAGUGUAAUCAACAACAAAAAUGGCGGCGCCCUUGCGACUCGCGGUUUUAUGAAUCUGAACGUUGUGAAUGACAUUUACAUAGGAAUAUUGUUAUUGAAAAGAUACUGAGAAACUCCGGCCAUCAUGACCUCUAUCAUCAAGCUCCAGGUGUUUUCUGGAGCCUAUGAUGAGUCUCCACCGUGUUAUCUACUUCAGCUUGAUGACUUCAGGUUUCUGUUGGACUGUGGUUGGGGAGAAAACCUAGCCAUGGAUCACAUUAAUGAAGUCAGAAAGCAUCUUGGCCAAAUUGAUGCAGUAUUGCUGUCACAUCCUGAUGCAUUCCACUUAGGGGCGCUGCCCUAUCUUGUGGGGAAAUGCGGCAUGAAUUGCCCUAUCUAUGCUACCAUUCCAGUAUAUAAGAUGGGACAAAUGUUCAUGUAUGACCUAUAUCAGUCUCACCACAACACGGAAGAUUUCAACUUAUUCACUUUAGAUGAUGUUGAUGCUGCUUUUGAUAAGAUUAUACAACUGAAGUACUCACAGUCUGUGAGUUUAAAGGGGAAAGGCCAUGGCUUACAGAUCACUCCAUUAGCAGCUGGACAUAUGAUUGGUGGCACUAUAUGGAAGAUAGUCAAAGAUGGCGAGGAAGAAAUCAUUUAUGCUGUAGACUAUAAUCACAAGAAAGAAAGGCACUUAAAUGGCUGUGUCCUGGAUACAUUUAGCAGACCUCAUUUACUCAUCACAGAUGCAUUGAAUGCCAACUAUAUGCAGGCAAGGCGGAGGGCACGAGAUGAACAGCUGAUGACCACCAUUUUGCAGACCAUGAGAGGAAGUGGCAAUGUUCUGAUAUGCUUAGACACAGCUGGCAGGGUUUUGGAACUGGCUUUGUUAUUGGACCAGAUGUGGAGGACACAAGAAUCUGGCCUCACUGCCUACUCUUUGGCAUUGCUCAACAAUGUUAGCUACAAUGUGGUGGAAUUUGCCAAGUCACAGGUUGAAUGGAUGAGUGAUAAGAUAAUGCGCUCCUUUGAAGACAAAAGGAACAACCCCUUCCAGUUUAAACACAUUCAGCUGUGUCACAGUUUGGCCGAACUGGCCAAAGUCCCAGAACCAAAGACUGUAAUAGCCAGUGUUCCAGACCUAGAAUGUGGAUUCUCAAGGGAUUUAUUUUUGGACUGGUGCACCAACAGCAAAAACAGCAUCAUCCUCACCAACAGAACAUCCCCUGGAACCCUUGCCAGGCGCCUAAUAGACAAUCCUUCCCAGAAGUCCCUCCUUCUAGAGGUACGGAAGAGGGUUAAACUAGAAGGCAUUGAGCUGGAAGAAUAUUUGAAGAAAGAAAAAGAAAGGGAAGCUGAAGAAGCUAGAAUUAAGGCAGAAGAAGCCUUAAAAGCACUGGAUGAGGAGUCAAGUGAUGACAGCGAUGUGGACAUGGAGGCAGAUAUGCAGUAUCAGGGGAAGGCUACUAAGCAUGAUCUCAUGGUUAAGACUGAGGGAAAAACCAGACUAGGAUUUUUCAAGCAAGCCAAGAAGUCAUACCCCAUGUUUCCUUUUAUGGAGGAAAAGAUACGUUGGGAUGAUUAUGGCGAAAUCAUAAGACCAGAAGACUUCAUGAUCCUAGAGACAACACUAGGAGAAGAAGACAAACUGGAAAACACAGCCACAGAAGACUCAGAGAUGCAAGAUAUGUCCGAAAUCCCUACCAAAUGUGUUUCUACAGCAAAGACUUUCAACAUUCAGGCUAACAUUAUCUUCAUUGAUUUUGAGGGCCGAUCAGAUGGGGAAUCUAUUAAAAAGAUAUUGAAUCAGAUCAAGCCUAGAGAAUUGAUUCUGGUCCACGCCAGUCAAGAUGCUACAGAAUCUUUGGCAGAAUACUGUCGUAGUACAGGGCUGGUGCAGGGCGGCAGGGUCUUUACUCCAAAGACCAUGGAAAUAGUUGAUGCGACCAGAGAAGGUUACAUUUAUCAGGUUAGGUUAAAAGAUUCCCUGAUUAGCAAAAUAAAACUUGCUAAAACAAGAGACAUUGAACUCGGCUGGGUAGAUGGAAUGCUAGAUCUUACCAAAGCAAAGACUGACACUAGUGCUAAGUUUGAGGAGGCAGAUGCACUAGAGAAGAAGAAAUUGGGAGCAGAGGAUGAGGACAGUGGAGACCUACAGCCUGUGCUGGUAUCUUUGCCCUCUAACCAGGUCCCAGGCCACUCUGCUGUAUUUAUAAAUGAGCCUCGCUUGUCAGAUUUCAAGCUUGUCCUACAGAGAGCAGGGAUCUCGGCAGAGUUUUCGGCCGGUAUUCUCUUCUGUUGCAAUGGAACAGUAGCUGUGCGCCGAAAUGAAGCUGGGAGGAUUCAAUUGGAAGGAUGUGUAGGAGCAGAUUAUUUCAAAGUACGAGAACUGUUGUAUGAACAGUAUGCUAUAAUCUAAACUGGAAUGUAAAACUGUUAGCAUUCACAAAGGAAUUAGAUGACAGAAAACGAAAUUCAAAGCCCAGGAAAAAAUAGAAUUUUAUGGUAAUGGAGUCAAAUUGUGUUGGAGUCACAAGAGGCCAGGUAUACCAUUCAGGACUUGAAUCGACCAAGUGAUUUUGAUUGUUGAUACAUUUAAGUAAAAUGCUUUAUUUAGCUAAUAUGUACUUUUUUGUUGCUAAAAUGGACUAUUCAUAUCUGGGUUAAAAUAAUUGCUAUCCUUGACUGGGAUCUUUACACUUGGAUGAAAAGAGAUCUUUAUACCUGGGUGAAAAGAGAGCAUCUGUUAGCCUCCAUGCUUGCAGUGGCACAUGUAACAUGGUUAUCUGCCAUUUUUAUGAUUUAAUCCAACGUCUAGAAACAUAAAUACACGUAAAUACAGUAGAACUGUGUCCUACUCUCGUAAUACUUGUGCGAAUGAAGUGUAAAAAUAUACAAAAAAUGUUCAAUGAACACUGCCGCACAUGUACUGAUGGGAAGCGCUAAGCACACUGAUUGUGCAUGUGUGGCUCACAUCUCAUUUUAACUUCCGUAAUAUUCGUAAUAUAAGACGAAGUGGAAUACACAAUUUUCUAGUA